Nymphaea colorata (pocket water lily) is the source of this 2725-nucleotide messenger RNA. RefSeq names its product probable inactive receptor kinase At1g48480. Gene Ontology annotation, molecular function: protein kinase activity; ATP binding; protein binding. Gene Ontology annotation, biological process: protein phosphorylation. Bases 287 to 2308 code for a protein of 673 amino acids. NCBI's taxonomy places the organism in Eukaryota, Viridiplantae, Streptophyta, Magnoliopsida, Nymphaeales, Nymphaeaceae. The transcript is spliced from 2 exons. The record is from RefSeq and is a predicted model, not a curated record.
ACCCACCCAUCACUCUAAUCUCUCAAGGUGAUACUUUCUCUCUCUACCAUCUAUUGCCUCCUUGUGAAACGCUUUCCCGUUUUCUCUCGCUGCCCAUCAGUCCAUUUACUCGAAGCUCACCUUCUCCCUCCCUUCCCUGUGCCGUCCGUCCUUCCUCCGGCCAGCAAAUAUUAAAAUCUUAGGUCUGUCUUUCUAUUUGUGUCUUUCUCCCUCUUCUCUCUUCUAGAACGCCAAAUCAUAAAACCGGUCUGCACUCCCUCCAAAACCACCACCAUCCGUCGACACCAUGAUGGCGCCGACGGCCACUUCCUGCGGACUCCGACCCGCCUUUUGCCUCUUCCUCCUCCUCCUCUUUGCAAGCUUCCUGCCGCCGGGAAGAGCAGACUUGGCUGGCGACAAGGCCGCGCUUCUUACCUUCCGUUCGGCGGUGGGGCGGUUCCUCCCGUGGAACCAGAAUGAUACCACUCCCUGCUCGUGGCAGGGGGUGGUGUGCGCCGACGGACGGGUGGUGGUGCUCCGCCUGCCCGGCACAGGCUUGAUCGGCAAUUUCCCUUCUGGGGUGCUGGGCUCCCUCACCGCCCUUCGCACCAUCAGCCUGCGUUACAAUGCUCUCUCCGGCCCCCUCCCGUCCGACCUCGCCGGUGCCGCUUCCCUCCGCAACAUCUACCUGCAGCAUAACCGCCUUUCGGGUCCAAUCCCACCGGCGAUCUUUAGCCUCCAGAAGCUCGUCCGGCUCGACCUCUCCGGAAAUAAUUUCAGUGGCAGCAUCCCUCUCGCCUUCAAUAACCUCACCAGGCUGGCUACCCUCCUUCUCCAGUCGAACUCCCUCAGGGGACCUGUUCCCGACCUCCGUCUCCCCAACCUCUCCCUGUUCAACGUCUCCUCGAACCAGCUCAAUGGCUCCAUCCCUGCCGUCAUUGGCCGUCAUGGAGCCAACUCAUUCCUUGGCAACUUCGCCCUCUGCGGCGCUCCCCUCGCUCCCUGCCCAGGAACCGCGCCUCCCCCUGGGAGCAACAGCCCAGGAGGAGGAGGUGCUGGUGCUGGUGGUAAUGGUGGCGGCGGCAAACGGCACAGGAGGCUCUCUGGUGCGGCCAUUGCUGGGAUCGUCAUUGCCUGCGUUGUGGCGGCAAUUGUGCUGCUGAUAAUCUGCUUGGUGUGCUUUAAGAAGAAGAGCAGCCAACGGAAGACGGGCGCGAUCGAUAUGCCCCCUGCGAAGUCGCUGGAUCCGGCAGCACAAGAGAAGUCUCUGGAUGUGGAAGAGGAAAAUGUGGGUGGUAGCGGUAUUAGGGAGGCCAGUUCAGUGGCUAAGGCAGACAUCGGUGGUGCUGGACCCCCGAAGCGGUUGGUCUUCUUCCCCGGGGCCAAGGGGGGUUUCGAUCUGGAGGACCUGCUCAGAGCUUCAGCAGAGGUUCUGGGGAAGGGGACGUUCGGAACGGCCUAUAAGGCUGUGCUUGAAGAUGGGACAGUCGUUGCAGUGAAGAGGUUGAAGGAUGUGAACUUGAACCAGAGGGAAUUCGCGGCACAGAUUGAGAGAAUCGGAUCGAUGAUGAACAGCAAUCUUGUUCCUUUGCGUGCUUACUAUUACUCCAAGGAGGAGAAACUCCUUGUCUAUGAUUACAUGCCCAUGGGUAGCCUCUCUGCAUUGCUCCACGGAAGCAGAGGAGCAGGUAGAACACCACUGAACUGGGAAUCAAGGUCCCGGAUCGCCCUGGGAGCAGCAAAGGGUAUCGAAUAUCUCCAUUCUCAAGGUGCCAGCAUUUCCCAUGGCAACAUCAAGUCGUCCAACAUCUUGUUAACUAGAGAAUAUGAUAGUUGCGUGUCCGAUUUUGGUCUCGUCACGCUGGUUUCUGCUGCACCAGCUGCUAACCGUGUAAUCGGCUACCGAGCACCAGAGGUGACCGACCCGACUCGAAUUUCCCAGAAAGCAGAUGUCUACAGUUUUGGAGUUCUGCUUCUCGAGCUCUUGACUGGUAAACCGCCUGCUCAUGCUUUGCUCAAUGAGGAGGGCGUAGACCUGCCAAGAUGGGUACAGUCUGUGGUGCGGGAGGAAUGGACCUCAGAGGUGUUUGAUCUCGAGCUUUUGAGAUACCAGAAUGUGGAAGAGGACAUGGUUCAGCUGCUGCAAUUGGCCAUGGACUGUGCAGCAACCUACCCUGAUCAGCGGCCAUCGAUGGCAGAAGUGGUGAAGAGAAUCGAGGAGCUACGGCGAAACAUUACCAGUAUCCAUGACGACGAAGAAACGGCACACUCUUCACAGAGGACUACCCACUCUAUCGAGGAUACAAGUAGUGCUGCCCCUGCUCCUUAGCCUGUUUGGCUGUUUGAAAGGCAGGGAACGAAAGUAAACAAGAAGUUGGUGGUUUAGAAAGCAUUGGUUAAAGGGAGAUUAAAGUUUGUCCAUUAUCCUUUCACCAUCCUCACCGUGGUAUGUUGUUUUCUUUUUCUUUUUCUUUUUUUCUCUCUCUCUUUUCUGUUCUUUCAUUUCUUGUUUCCUCUGCUUUCUCCUUCGAUGGGCUUUAUGUGAUUUUGGAGGAGGAAUAAUGGGGAGGAAGAAGAAGGGGCUUAAAUGCGUUUGGUCUUUUGCAAUGAGGAUUGGGGACUUCUCAAUGCUUCUUGUAAUUACUUUUCUUUUUUCUUUUUUUAAUCUGCCUAGAGGAAUGGUUGUAAUUUUUCAUUUUUUUUUCCUUUUGGAGUAAAGUUUCUUCUCAUUGUUAUUGUGAACUAA